Molecule: messenger RNA, 1847 nt
Organism: Oryzias latipes (Japanese medaka)
Lineage: Eukaryota; Metazoa; Chordata; Actinopteri; Beloniformes; Adrianichthyidae
Gene: sowahab
Product: sosondowah ankyrin repeat domain family member Ab
Molecular function (GO): protein binding
Source: RefSeq, a predicted model, not a curated record
GGACAGGAGGAGGAUCAGCGGAGUUAUCCCUGUGUCUGUCGUGUCUUUUCCCGUGCUUUAACUCGGUGGGACGAGUAUGGCUUUGACCCAAGAGUCUCUCCUGACUUUUUUGUUGGAACGUGGAGGCAAAGUGAAGAACUCCGAGCUGCUGAACAGUUUCCGAAGUGUCUUUGACUGCUGCGAUCCCGCGGAAAAGCAGCACAAUAGAGACCGCUUCAAGGCGCUGGUGAACAGCGUCGCUGUGGUCAAACAGAUCGACGGGGUGAAGUUCGUCGUGGUGAAGAAAAGGUAUCAGGAUUUUGUGAAAGAUGUGGCACCGAACCUCCCCCAGCAGGUGGAUUAUAGCGGUUCGGGUCCAACCCAGACCGGCUCUGAGUCCAGUUGUUACCGGAAGAUUGACUCAGAUGCUGAAAACAAUAACGAACCCGCGGACGCUGCUGUUGCGCUCAGAGGGGGUUCACGCACGCGCAAAGGUCCGGAUUCUACCACUGUUAAAAUUCUGAAUAUCCCCGGAGAUCAGGUGGGCAAAUCUGGAGCAGUGUUUGCCGUUGUUGCCGUAAAAUCCCCACCUAGAGACCUUCCACCAGCAGCACACCUCCAAGCGCAGAAAAGUGCAGAAAACUUGGUUUGUGGCUCAGAUUGCAGGUUGGAUUCAGCAAAGCAAGCCCAGAGAUGGCAGGCAGAGGCUGCAGUGAGGCAUCCAACUCUGAACCCAUCAAGACAAGCAGAUGAGGAGUGUGUACCUUUAGAGCCACUGGCUCAUGAGUGGCUGGUGAAAUGUGCAGCUGGACUUUGGGAACACAUACACGCUUUGCUGUUGCGAGACACCCGCCUGGCCCAGAAGAGGGACUUUGUGUCGGGUUUCACAGCUCUGCACUGGGCUGCCAAGGAUGGCAACUGCGGCAUGGUCCAGGAACUCAUGACGGUCUCCAGAAAAAGAGAGACUUUUGUGAACAGCAAAUCCCAUGGAGGAUACACGCCUUUGCACAUUGCAGCCAUACAUGGACACACUGAGGUGAUGGAGCUGUUGGUGCAGAGGUACGGGGCCAGUAUAAGCGACAGGGACAAUGAUGGAAGGAAGGCCAUCCACUAUCUGGAGAAAGGGGCUUCAAUGGAGGUCAGAGCACUUCUGGGAGGACAAGACAAGACAGAGGAGGAGGAGGAUUACAAGGGGCAGACAAAAGGCUUCAACACGAUUAGUAAACUGUUCCACCCUCACAUGGGGAAAAAGCAAAAAACAAGCAAGUCGGUACAUGAGUGGUGAUAAACUCAGCGUCUUUUAGAACUAAACAAUGUGUACUUUUUGCAAAUAUCUUGCAGAACAUAGUACAGUGCAUCACUGUUAAUGUACUAUCCUUAACUAGUACUUCUAAAAUCUAAAACUUUUGUAUCAUUUUCUCUUAAACCGGUAAGCGUCCUGCAUUUCAUAGUAAAACUACAGUGUCAGGUUUGAAGCUGGUCUUUGUGUGGGACUUGCCGCAGAAAAACAAAGCUUUUUAUUAGGCAGGACAUGGGAACACGGCCUUUGGUGAGGUCAGUUAUGCAAAGUAUGUGAGCAUGUCGGUGACGGUUGGAAUGCUUCCUUUAUCUGUUUUUUCUGUGGACUUCAAAGUUGGAACACAUGAGCAACGCCUUAUUUUGUAGGUUUUUGGACUCCUUUUAAUAAUAAAAUAAGUCAUCUUUUACCAGAAAGAAAAAUUUUGAUUAAACUCAAUUUACUGGGAUUACUUAUUGCUUCAUGUCAACAACAUAUUAUAAAAUGCAAUUAGUUUUUCCCUUAUUGUACUUUUUUGUGCAUAUAAACAUAGUCUUAUUGUUUUAAUAAAAACAAUUUAGCAUCUACAAGA